Molecule: messenger RNA, 633 nt
Organism: Branchiostoma belcheri (Belcher's lancelet)
Lineage: Eukaryota; Metazoa; Chordata; Leptocardii; Amphioxiformes; Branchiostomatidae
Product: zinc metalloproteinase nas-14-like
Exons: 6
Coding region: 1-633 (210 amino acids)
Biological process (GO): proteolysis
Molecular function (GO): zinc ion binding; metalloendopeptidase activity
Source: RefSeq, a predicted model, not a curated record
AUGCGUGCUUUGACAGUUUCUACUGCUGUGCUUCUGGUGUUCGGGGUCGGGCCCGUGGCGAGUGCGCCAGGUACUGCCUGCAAGGACGAGAACGGCAACUGUGCGGGUUGGGCGGCCGUGGGAGAAUGUGACGCCAACCCUGGUUACAUGUUGUUCUAUUGUGCGGAGAGCUGUGGCCUCUGUAGCCGCUCCGAAUCCGAUGUAGAUCCAAAGGCCAUUGUCACUGCACCUGCCGGAUCGGAGUUGCAACUCGCAAGUGGGUCGGGUUGGCGGGAUGCAGGAGCUGUCUCUCGGUACCAAUUGUCUUGGAAGGGAACGAUCCUGCACGAGCUGAUGCACGUUGUGGGCUUCUGGCACGAACAUCAGCGGCCGGACAGGGACGACUACGUCACGAUCCGCCUUCAAAACGCAGAAGAACGGUACCAUCACGCCUUCGACAAGUUGCCCAACUCCCGCAAACUGGGCCUGUCGUAUGACUAUGGAUCCAUCAUGCAUUACGAGAGCUACGCCUUCAGCAUUAACGGGAGGCAGACCAUCGUACCCAAGCUUCCGCUGAACGGCGUCGUCCUUGGAGAAACCGAAGAACUCAGUUCUCUGGAUAUUCGGAAGAUCAACAAGUUGUACGAUUGCUAA